UACAGUCGCCAUCUUCUUGUCGUCGAAAACGCGCAGAGAACUAAGACAGGCGGCGGCCGAACUAAACCACGAAUCCGGCGUUAUUUUACACCGAGUCAGGGCAGAACAGUUAGCUACAUGAGUACAUGGACUGCCUGUUGAUCAAUGGUUAUGGUAUUGAUAAAGCUGGUGUAGCUUUUCCCGGGUCGCUCAGCUCAAAGAUGGACGACAGCGCGGCGAGGGAAGAUGCCUGCCGAGAGUAUCAGUCCUCGCUGGAAGACCUGACAUUCAACAGCAAGCCACACAUCAACAUGCUGACCAUUCUGGCCGAGGAAAACCUCAACUUCGCCAAGGAUAUCGUCGCAAUUAUUGAAGCACAAAUAAGCAAGGCCCCAGCUACCGAGAAGCUUCCAGUUUUGUACUUAGUGGAUUCCAUAGUGAAGAAUGUUGGAGGAGAGUACCUAGCAGUGUUUGCUAAAAACCUAAUCACUUCAUUUAUAUGUGUCUUUGAAAAGGUGGAUGAAAACACUAGAAAGAGUCUGUUCAAGUUACGAUCAACGUGGGACGAUGUGUUUCCUCUGAAGAAACUGUAUGCGCUGGACGUCCGGGUCAACUCUCUGGACCCGGCCUGGCCCAUCAAGCCGCUGCCGCCCACCGUCAAUGCCAGCAUUCAUGUCAACCCCAAGUUUUUAAAACAGUCUGAGGAGGCAUCCUCUCCGCAGCCGGUUCCCUCCCAGCCGGCGCCGGCGCCUGCGCCCGCUCCCCAGCCGGUCCCCGCCAUCAGCCAGUCCAGCCUGACCCAGGAGCAGCUGAUCCGGCAGCAGCUGCUAGCCAAACAGAAACAGCUUCUGGAGCUUCAGCAGAAGAAGAUCGAGCUGGAGCUGGAGCACACCAAAGCACAGCUGGCUGGUGGAUUUGUGUUACCAACACCGGCUCCAGCCUCCACUCCGGCAGCACAGACCACAGUGCCAAAGCUCGUCAGCCAGACUGCCCCGGUGGUCCGACCCUGGAUCCCUCCUCAGACUCAGUCUGACACAAAGCCGUCCACCAGAGACCCCCGCCUGAACCGCACCAGCACCCCAGCUGCCUCCCAACCCAAAGAACAGCCUGCUGGAAAAAAAGACAGUCCCCCCAAGACUGGAAGUCCUGCUCUGACACCUGAGAAACGACUGCCGGAGAAAUCACCACGGCCGGACAAGGCCAGGAUCCCGAGGAAAGAGGUGUUAGAGGAGAAGCCCAAGUCCAAGUCUCCGUCUCCGAUUGUCAAAAGUGUCCAGAGCAAAAACAAACAGGUGGAAGCUGAGGUGCCAAAGUCAGGUGAUGGCAUGAAGAAAGAUCCCAGGCUGAGGAAACGCACACAGGACAAGACGGGAGAGGCCAAAGACGACGAGCUGAAGGAGAAGAAGAGAUGCAGCGACAAGAAGGAGAGAGAGGAGGCAGCACAGGGAGCAGAGCCUCAGAGGUUCAGCAAAGGGAAGCUGGUGAACGGCUCGGUGACCAGACACGACCGCGAGGAGUCCGCCGAUAAGGUCGAGUUCAAGACCGGAGGCAAUGCUCGAACACACGCCAGGAAACGCACCCGAUCUCGGUCCAGGUCACGCUCCCCCACCUCCUCCCCGAAGAGGAAGGACAGGCGGUCGCCCAAGGGCAGAGCCAGAAGCAGCUCACUGUCCCCGUCACCCUCUCACAAACCGGGCAAACCCAGGAGGAUCCGCGUAGACGAACCGCAACACGGCAAGCCUGGCCGAGAGGACAGGCUCAUGCCCAAGAAGAACCAGUCAGAGAGCAGGAGGUCGAAGAGGCCAUCGGAGGACCGGCACUCAGAGUCCAGAGACUCUCAUUCCCCACGCAGCCAUGACGGAGGCAGCAAAGAGACCAAGGAGGCUCCUCACCGCUGGAGGAGUGGCUGGGAGGAGACCAAACAUUUGAAGCUGUCAGAGGACCCUCACGUGAAGCCUGGACCUCAGAGACACAAACCGUACAGCACCCCAACUCGCCCCACCACCCCCCGAACCCCGAAGCACCGCCUCAGCGUGGACGCCAACCUGCAGAUACCUGAGGUCCUCAACUCCGCCUCCAAGAAGGACCUGCUCAGGAGGGCCAGUAAGCGUCUGGAGAGCGGGGAGAUUUCCCAGGAGGACUUCCUUAACAUGGCCCACCAGAUCAAACAUUUCUUCCAGUAUCAGGAGGAGAAGCAGCAGCGCUCGGAGAGCUGGGACGACUCCGGCGACUUCUCUAUCAUAAAACAGCCGCUGCUGACCACGCCCCCCUCCGCUCAGCUCCGCCCCCACGAAACCAUGGACGCAGCGGAGCUGUCGUACUAUGAGCAUAAGUCUAAGUUGAGAAAGACGCAGGUAACCCACCGAGUCACCGGAGAGGAGUGGGAGGGCGAGGAGAGUCCGGAAGAUGGCGAGGAAGUGGGAACGGGCGAGAAGACGGGUGGCGGCCGGAGCACCGGACACCCACUGUCACAUAAAUACAGCCGGGGGCCACGGGAGAGACAAGGUGAAAGGCGGAGUAAAGAGCGUGAAGAGCCACGACCUCCGCUGGGUCCCAUGAUCGAGGAGUACAACCACGGCAAAGAGUUCCCUACUCUGAAAUCUCUGCCCGGACUUCGCUUCAGGAGGAGAGCCGACCCCAGAGAGUCCAGUGAGAGAGAGUGGAACUCGCCGCUCACGGAACGCCAGCGUUAUGACGAACGCGAGGAACAGAAGAGUGGAUACGACGCUCCGCGGAGGUACGCCCCCUCUGUCGACCCCAGGCACCCUGACCCUCGGAGGCCAGAGGGACACCCACCCUCCGGCACAGUGGUCCACAGGAACUGUCCGAGCCCGGCCGGUAUGGAUGCCCCAGCCCCAAGGUUUGAACGUGAGCGCCUGUCGCCCCUACACCAGAAAGACUCAGCAGAAAUGAGCCCGAUUCCACGCUUUGAGAGCCCCAACAGCGAGCACUCCGACGACGGGCCCCUCAAUCUUGAUGUCGUCCCUCCUCACCCUCACCCUCCCCCCAAAUCCAUCCUCAAGGCGCCGGCCCGUGGAGGACCGCUUUCUUCUGUCCGACAGCACAGCAACUCCCCGGGACACACACCUCCUCACGACGGAGGGCACCCGCCUUCCCGGUAUGACGGGCCCGAACACAUGGGCCCCCCCAGACCACACCCUCCAGGCUGGUAUGAUGACUCAUCACGGUUCAAUGGGCCUCACCACCAGGGUCCCGGCAGGUUCGAUGGUGCUGGACCACCUCAUCACAACAUACCAGAGAGGUUUGAUGGCCCCGAUGGCCCCCCCAUGUCUCACGGUCCAAUGAGAGGCGGAGAUGGUAUAGGGAGGUUUGACGGUCACCCUCACCCUCAGGCACCUGGGAGGUUUGAUGGUCCCAUCGGCCAACAGGCCCCAGCGAGGUUUGUUGGACAGGGGCCCGGACCAGGGCACUUUGAGGGCCCAAUGCAGCGUUUUGAACCACCGCGGCGCUUUGAUAACAACAUGGCUCCUGGUCCUGGACCUGGGCCGAUGGGCUUCCAGCAGCAGCGGCCCAUGCGCUUUGAAGGCCCUUCAAACCAAAUGGGCCCCAUGAGGUUCGAAGGCCCCAGUCGUUUCGAAGGGCCCGGCCAGCCAGGUAGCAGGUAUGAUAUACCCAACGUGCCUCAUCAGGGUGGGCCCCCACGCUUCGAAGGCCCUCCCGGGCAGCAGGUCCCUCCCAGGUUUCCUCCCCAACACAACUUGCAGCCCCCCAUGAGGCAAAUGGCCCCACCCAUUUACGAAAACCCCAUGGCCCCCCAGCAGAACUUCACCAUGGCCCCCCAGUGUUUCCAAGAGUCCAUGAACCCUCAGUUCCCUGCAGGGCCGAUGGCGUUUCCAGCACAGCCGAACCUGCAGGCAGGAAACUUCAACAUGCAGACGACCCCGCAAUUCAGCCAGCCGGCCCCCGCCCCCUUCUACAACUCUGCUGCUCCUGCUGUCGGCAUGCAGCAGCCGGUGAACAUGGGAAAUAUGGGAAACAUGAACCAGCCCUUCCUGCCUCAGAACCCAGUGCCUUUCACACCGCAGACUCCGCAGGUUGUCCCUCCAGAGAACCACUUUGGUCAGGUUGAUGUCAACGACCUGCUGUCCAAGCUCAUCUCCAACGGCAUCAUCAAACCCUCGCAGCCCGACGCCGCGCCAGCCACCAGCAACGAAACGUCUUCCACGGCUCCAGCAGCUCCACCAGCAGAGGAGGAGGAAGAGGAGGAGCAGGAGCAGGAGGAGGAGGACGAAGAUCUCCCGGACCUCACCAGCUUCACCGUCGAUGACAUGAAACAGCGUUACGAGAGCGUGGUGACCAAGCUGUACUCAGGGAAUCAGUGCUGUCUGUGCAGCAUGAGGUUCACCGCCGCUCAGACCGACAUGUACGCCGACCACCUGGACUGGCACUUCAGACAGAACCACGCCGGCAAGGUCGCCAGCAAGAAGGUCACACACCGCCGCUGGUACUACAGCCUCACGGACUGGAUCGAGUUUGAGGAGAUCGCCGACCUGGAGGAGCGAGCGAAGAGUCAGUUCUUUGAGAAGGAGAACGAGGAGGAGGUUCAGAAGAACCAGGCGGCUGCGAAGGAGAAGGAGUUCCAGAGCGUGAGAGCCACCAAGGACCAAGUGGGAGAGUCGUGUGAAAUCUGUCAGGAGCCGUUUGAGACGUACUGGGUGGAGGAGGAGGAGGACUGGUUCCUGAAGAACGCCAUCAGGGUCGACGACAAGAACUUCCAUCCCUCCUGUUUUGAAGAUUAUAAAAACACGUCGUCGUAUCUGGACGUCACGCCGUCACCCAGCAAGGUGCUCGCCGAUCACCCGCUCAGCGCCUUCAUAAAGACUGAAGAAGAAGAAGAAGGGGAGGGCACUUCCUGCGCUGUCUCCGCCACCGCUGCCACCUCAGUCAAACAGGAAGCGGAGCCCGAGGCCGGCGAGCUUCCCGACGUGAAAAAAGAGGAGGAGCGGGAGGUUUUAACAGACGAAGCGCAAUCGGAAGAAAGCAAAGUGUGACCACGCUGCUGCUGCUGCUGCUGCUCUCAGCCUCCGUCGCCUUUUCCGUUUUGGAGGAAAAGGUGUUUUUAGCGAGCGGAGGCCGGGUCCGCGGCAACGUACACUUGAAUACAUUUUUGUAUUUGGAUUCUGGCGACCAUUUCAGGUCUGUUUCUCUGUGGACUGAAUUACAACUGAACUGAAACUGUUUAUUAAGAAAAUAAAUGUUUGUUUCCUUUGGGUCAAAGCUGUAAAUGAUUUAAUUUAUAAAUUAAAGUAUUUUUGGUAUCUCCGGUGUAACAGUGAUUGAAUCCGACAGCCGCUGGUUGCUGCCUGUUACAGUCUGUAAAUACUUGAUUGGUUUGUUGAUUGGUUUAUUGGUGGGUAGUUGCAGGUGUUGAGUUGUUUCUGGCUGCGUUAAAGGUAAGCAUCGUCUGAUUGGACGACUGAAGGCUCCGCCUGCUCUUCAGGAUUGGUUCCCGCCCGGAUCCGAGUCGUCGUCUUUGUUUUUCUCUGAUCUUCAAUAAAAGAGUCUGAAACUCGUUUGUGUGAACGGUGACUUGCUCUUUCAUGCUCAGUUUUAUUGUCAUUUAGGUUUCACAACUAAAAAUAAAGGUUCAAUGGGUUCAAA
Messenger RNA from Xiphias gladius (swordfish), 5601 nucleotides. RefSeq names its product PCF11 cleavage and polyadenylation factor subunit (gene pcf11). The transcript has 17 exons. The record is from RefSeq and is a predicted model, not a curated record. Gene Ontology annotation, biological process: termination of RNA polymerase II transcription. Gene Ontology annotation, molecular function: RNA polymerase II complex binding; mRNA binding. Gene Ontology annotation, cellular component: mRNA cleavage factor complex; cytoplasm. NCBI's taxonomy places the organism in Eukaryota, Metazoa, Chordata, Actinopteri, Istiophoriformes, Xiphiidae. Bases 126 to 4991 code for a protein of 1621 amino acids.